Olea europaea var. sylvestris is the source of this 1445-nucleotide messenger RNA. Its product is annotated as putative F-box protein At1g32420. Gene Ontology annotation, molecular function: protein binding. Bases 60 to 1208 code for a protein of 382 amino acids. Lineage: Eukaryota; Viridiplantae; Streptophyta; Magnoliopsida; Lamiales; Oleaceae. The transcript has a single exon. The record is from RefSeq and is a predicted model, not a curated record.
UCUGGCCUCUCCCCUCUAAACAGACAGACGCUCUCUCUACCCACACAGCCGACUGAAAAAUGUCUCUUACGCGAAAUCCGAGCAAGUCUUGCUUCCCGGAACCAGUUAUGGUGGAGAUCCUCUCAAGACUCCCCGUCAAAUCCCUUCUCCGGUUCAGGUGCGUAUGUACCCACUGGCGUACCUUAAUCUCGUCCCCUUUCUUCGUCUCUUUGAACCUCAGCUGCUCCAUUUCCAACCACACAAGGCACUCCAUUCUUGUUCACGACACUUGCAAAUACCCACCCUUGUCCUUCGUCCCUUUCACGUUUUCCCCAAUCCAAAACCUCGAUUCUAUGCUGUAUAAGAACUAUUGUUUCGACCAGGAAGUGAUGUAUGCGGGCUCAAUCAAUGGAUUGCUCUGUUUAAUCGGGAGUACACCUGAUAUCAUCUCAAUAUGGAACCCUUCCACCAGACUAUUCAAGACAAUCCCACCUGGUAAGUAUAGAGGUCCAAGUAGUGUUUCAUGUGGGUUUGGUUGGGAUCCAGUUGCUAAUGAUUACAAGGUAGUAAGGAUUGGUUCUAAGUGCGAGGACGGGAAAUCAUGGGCUGAGGUGUGGUCGGCCAACUUAGAAUCCUGGAGGGAGAUUAAUGUUGAUGGCAAUUUUAUCCCUCUACGCCGUGUUAGUGAUGUGACACUGAAGGGUUUUGCCCAUUGGAUUGUCAGGGAUGGGAAUAACAUGAAGCCUCUAGUAGCUUCAUUUGACAUGAGUACUGAGAUACUGCAGCUGGUUCCUCUGCCUGAACUUUUACUACAGAUGGUCCCCAUCACGGCAAUAUUAGUUGGGGAGCGGGGUGCUUUUUGUAUGAAUUGGAAGGAAACUUUUGCUUUGGCAGGACUUGUUAUGCCAGAGCCGAAGAAAAUAUAUCAAGUAUGGACGAUGGAAAAUGAUAGUGUCAGAAAGGAACUUUGGAGUAAGAAAUUUACCUUUGAACUGGAUGUUGAGUUUUAUCGUUUAUUGUGCAGUGUAAAUGGAAAAUUUGUACUCGUGAGGAGAGGAGAAGUGAUCUUAUAUGACGUUGAAACCAGAGAAACCAAGACAAUUGGAAUUCUGAAAUUUAAUUGGUUGGUGCUUCAGGCUGACUACUAUGUGGAGAGCCUAGUGUCUGUCAAGGGGUUUACUCCCAUUGGAGAAGAUGCAAAGAAGAUGGAAUUACAAGAACUAAAUUAAGCGUAACUUUGGUCUUAAGUAAGCAGAUGAUUUUUAUUGUUCUAUAUAUUUGGCAUUAAUUAUAAAUGCCUUUGGCAUUUGGGGUUUAUGUUGAGCGGUUUUAUAUAUGCCUUUUUUCAUGUCCAUCCUUAGCUUAGAGCUUGUAGAUGUUUGUAUCCAUUUUUGCACUGUGGCUUGUUUUCCAUCGAUCAAAGACAUGUUUUGAGUUUCUAUAGAAUAUCGCUUGUACAUAGUUUA